Molecule: messenger RNA, 1340 nt
Organism: Racocetra persica
Lineage: Eukaryota; Fungi; Glomeromycota; Glomeromycetes; Diversisporales; Gigasporaceae
Source: the annotation of a GenBank genome assembly
GCUAUCCUGAAGGCCAUCCUGAUUCUGAUAAUAAAGCUCAAGAUUUACGAUAUCUCAAAGAAAAGGUUGAUGCUGGUGCUGAUUUUAUCAUCACACAAUUAUUUUAUGAUGUGGAUUUGUUUAUAGAAUGGGAGAAAGAAUGUCGUAAAAUUGGUAUAACUGUGCCCAUUAUUCCUGGUAUUAUGCCAAUUCAGGGUUAUAACAGCUUUCGGAGAGUUACAAAUCUUUGUAAAAUAAAUAUACCAGCAAAUGUAUCAAAAGCUUUGGAACAAAUUAAGCACGAUGAUCAAGCUGUAAAAGAUUAUGGCGUGUCACUCGCAAUAAUUAUGAUCACUACAUUAUAUGAACAAUAUAACGUUAAAGGGUUCCACUUUUGUACAUUGAAUUUGGAAAAAUCCGUACGGUUAAUAUUAGAAAAAAUGAGAUUUGUACCAACAGAGGAAGAAAGAAAUUUGAGACGCUCUAAUAAACGAAGACCUAGCAUUGGAUUCGUCACUAAUGACAUUAUUAGACAGGAACCUGAUGGAUCGUUGCCUGCCGCAAAACCUAUUAUAUGGAAAGAACAGAGUGAAGACUAUUGGGGGCGAUCGGAUGAUUGGGAUAAUUUUCCAAAUGGUCGUUGGGGCAAUUCAAAAUCACCUGCAUUCGGGGAAUUGGAUGUUUACGGAACGUCUUUGAGGAUUUCAAAAGACCAAGCUCUGGAAUAUUGGCGAGAACCUAAAACUAUAGCUGAUAUUAUUCAGAUUUUCAAGUCAUAUAUUUUAUGUGAAAUACCUGUAUUUCCUUGGUCUGAGGAACCUUUGUCAGAAGAAACAGAAGCAAUUCGUCCAAAUCUUAUUAAACUUAAUGAAUUUGGUUAUUUAACAGUAAGUUCACAACCAGCUGUUAAUGGAGUUAGAAGUGAUGAUGUAAACUUUGGUUGGGGUCCAAAGGGUGGAUAUAUAUAUCAAAAAUUUUUCGUUGAAUUUUUUGUAAGCCCAGAAAUGUUUGAUAAAUUAAUUAAAGUGAUCGAUGAUAAUUGCUGGGUUACAUAUUAUGCUGCAAGGAGGAACGAUGAGUUCAAAAAAAAUAUGAAAGAAGAAACAUCCGCUGCUGUCACAUGGGGUGUGUUUCCUGGUAAGGAAAUUGUUCAACCAACCAUCAUUGAAGAAGUAUCAUUCAAGGCUUGGAAAGAAGUGGCUUUUGAAUUAUGGUCUGAAUGGGAACGUCUAUAUCCAAAAGAUUCGAUAACACAAAAAUUAUUAAAAGAUAUAGGUGAUAAUUGGUGGUUGGUUAAUCUUGUAUAUAAUGAUUAUGUAAACCCAGAAGGCGUUUGGAAAAUUUUUUUUGGCAAUGAGUAA